Daldinia childiae is the source of this 1302-nucleotide messenger RNA. Its product is annotated as Heterokaryon incompatibility protein 6, OR allele. The record is from RefSeq and is a predicted model, not a curated record. The coding region runs from base 1 to 1302 and encodes 433 amino acids. The transcript has 2 exons. NCBI's taxonomy places the organism in Eukaryota, Fungi, Ascomycota, Sordariomycetes, Xylariales, Hypoxylaceae.
AUGGAUCCUCUCGCGUCGAUCAACCCAUAUGUAUCACUCAAAGAAGGACCGCAGUUGGGCCAAGUCUAUCAGAAGCUGCCUGCCAAGAGUGCCCGUUUCCUACGAUAUAAGGGAACAGAGAAAUCAGCGGACACUUCUGAGCAGCUGCUUGUAUUUGAUUUUGAGGUCCAUCAGGUCCAAGAUGUCAAGUCUCAGUACUCAGCCUUAUCCUACACGUGGGGUCAUCCCAUACUCGAUAAAUUCGAAGAUGACUACUCGCACGCGAUAAUUUGCAGCGGCCGACGUAUGCCGAUUGGUAUGAAUUUGAACGACGCCCUUCAGUAUGCUUACUUGGAGUCGGAUAUUGCCCCGCCGCUGUUCUGGGUAGACGCCGUCUGUAUUAACCAAAGCGACCUCGCGGAGCGGGCUCAGCAGGUUACCCUCAUGACUAGUAUCUACUUCAAUGCCGAUAAUGUCGUUGUGUGGCUGGGGAAGGACGACGAGGAUGCGCAUGAGGCCCAUUCGCUCUUGUCUGAAUACACGCCUGCCCUUAGAAAUAUCGGAUUGGACUUGAUCUCGGCGAAUCCCGAUGGCGGGAUAGAAGCGGGAGUAGUCAACUUGUACGACGACGAGAAGCUCCACGAAAAAUAUCACCUCACCCCAAGAAGUAUGGAUUCAUGGAAGGCGCUUGUGAGGUUUCUGUCUCGAAGGUGGUUUGCUCGCAUUUGGAUCGUGCAAGAAAUGGUAUUCAACCAGUCGCAUUUGGUCUGUUGCGGUCCCCUACGAUUCAACUGGAAGGACUUGGAUGGUUUCGUCGGCUUCGUCUUCGGCGCACAGUGGCAUGGGAUGAACUUCCACGGGCUUGAACGGGAAACGGCGAGGAUUGCACGUACUUUCACAUUCCAUCGCGAGAUUCGCUUAUCGGGAACCGAGUACUUGAACGACGACCCAAAGUUCAGUCUCCUAAACCCUGAAGAAAAGCUAUACGAUUUUGCGCAGAGCUACCUCCUUUCAUCCGCUUUCUUGGAAGCAACGGAUCCCCGCGACAGAGUAUUCGCGUUAUCCGCAUUUGUUAAUUCAUAUGCGGUUAAGAUAGACGUCAAGCCUAUCUGGCUCAAGGCGGACUACUCUCUUCAGACGACGGAAGUCAUGCUACGUACUGCACAGCUAUUGUUGUGGAAGACGCGAUCCCUGGACAUGCUUUCGUAUGUUUCGGAUCUCAGCUGUCGAGUACAGUCCGACCUACCGUCUUGGAUGCCACACUUCCACAUCUCUGGGGCUGUUGCAUCUUGCCCUCAUUCUCAGACAUAUACCUACACUUAG